Molecule: messenger RNA, 4058 nt
Organism: Ochotona curzoniae (black-lipped pika)
Lineage: Eukaryota; Metazoa; Chordata; Mammalia; Lagomorpha; Ochotonidae
Gene: MAPRE2
Product: microtubule associated protein RP/EB family member 2
Exons: 7
Coding region: 137-1117 (326 amino acids)
Biological process (GO): spindle assembly; protein localization to microtubule plus-end; regulation of microtubule polymerization or depolymerization
Cellular component (GO): microtubule plus-end; spindle midzone; microtubule organizing center
Molecular function (GO): microtubule plus-end binding
Source: RefSeq, a predicted model, not a curated record
GCAGGCGGCAGGCAGGGUCCGUGCGCCGAGCCGGCCGGGAGCGCCAGCGAGCCAGAGAGCGAGCGGGAAGACGCAGCCGCCAGCUUCCUCAGCAGCCAGCCCGCAGCGGUUUGUUCCCUUCCUCGGGAGAGCGCCAAUGCCUGGGCCGACCCAAACCCUGUCCCCCAAUGGCGAGAACAACAACGACAUCAUCCAGGAUAACGGGACCAUCAUCCCUUUCCGGAAGCACACAGUGCGCGGGGAGCGUUCCUACAGUUGGGGGAUGGCAGUCAACGUGUAUUCUACCUCGAUAACCCAAGAGACUAUGAGCAGACAUGACAUCAUUGCAUGGGUUAAUGACAUAGUAUCGUUAAACUACACAAAAGUGGAACAGCUGUGUUCAGGAGCCGCCUAUUGCCAGUUCAUGGACAUGCUCUUUCCAGGCUGCAUUAGUUUGAAGAAAGUAAAGUUUCAAGCAAAGUUGGAGCAUGAAUAUAUUCACAACUUUAAGCUUCUGCAGGCAUCAUUUAAGCGGAUGAAUGUUGAUAAGGUAAUCCCAGUGGAGAAGCUAGUGAAAGGACGCUUCCAAGACAACCUGGAUUUUAUUCAGUGGUUUAAGAAAUUCUAUGAUGCCAACUACGAUGGCAAGGAGUAUGAUCCCGUGGAGGCUCGACAAGGGCAAGAUGCAAUUCCUCCCCCUGACCCUGGCGAACAGAUCUUCAACCUGCCAAAAAAGUCUCAUCAUGCUAACUCGCCCACAGCAGGGGCGGCUAAAUCAAAUCCAGCAUCUAAACCAGGAUCCACACCUUCUCGUCCCUCUUCUGCCAAAAGGGCUUCAUCCAGCGGCUCAGCAUCCAAAUCUGAUAAAGACUUAGAAACCCAGGUCAUACAGCUUAAUGAACAGGUACAUUCAUUAAAACUUGCUCUUGAAGGUGUGGAAAAGGAACGGGAUUUCUACUUUGGAAAGUUGAGAGAGAUUGAGCUUCUCUGCCAGGAGCAUGGGCAAGAAAAUGAUGACCUCGUGCAGCGACUAAUGGACGUGCUGUAUGCUUCAGAAGAACACGAGGGCCACACAGAAGAGCCGGAAGCCGAAGAGCAAGUCCAUGAACAGCAGCCCCAGCAGCAGGAAGAGUACUGACCUCCUUGGCAGCUCUUGACACCUCCAUUGUGCAUGGGAACUUUUCCUCUGGAGAAUUGGAACAUGUGUGGCCUCAAGCUGAGCAGAAACCAGUCAUCCUAAUCUGCUGUUACAUCAAUGCACCGUUGCCCAUGCCAGCCACCGCACUCAGUUCCCAUUUUCUUUGCCAAGAUGCAUUAGCAGGCGCUGGUCUGGCCACCUGCCUGACAGAUCAUAGGGUCACAUACCUUCAACUUUGCCACUUGGCUGCUUGAGAUUGGUUCUGCUCUUUUCUUCAUUUCUUUCCAGAACAACUCUUUCCCACCCCAUCACCACCACAACCACCGCCCCUUUUUAUCCUGGUGUGAAACAAUGGUAAUUUGAUAUAUGGUAUUUAUAUUGGCAUUUCUCAAUCCAGUGUCACUAGAUGUCACAUGCAUUUGUGGUGCUUUUGAUGUUUGCGAGUCUAACCUCGAAACAAAUUUGGUGUAACAGUUGAAACAAAGGGAAACAGAUCCUUGAUAUGAAAGCCAUAAUGACAGUGACUUGUAUCAUGGGGGAAGAAUAUAGGGUUAGUUUCUCCCCUUACUGACAACAUGACAGGGGAAAAAGGAAGAUUCAGAACUAGGAUGCAGGCCCCAGCAGUGCUCAUACAGCAGCUUGUUAGAUGGCAUCCAGUCUGUGGGCAGUUUUGAAUGACAUCCACCCAAGGAAAACAUUUCUCAGCUUUGCCCCUCUCACCAUGUGCUCCGUCCCUCCCCGUACAGCUCCCACUUCCCAGGUUCUCACAAUGUUUCCUUUCUCAGGGUCCUCUUUGGGGAAAGGGCAGCUACUUACCCCAAGAUGUUGUCAUCAGUUACCAGCCCUCAGAGGGGUCUGUAUGGCUCCAGGUCUUCUGGCCUCAUCCCUCUUCCUGCCAUGCAAAUGCUGUCUUGCACACUGGGGGAGUCCCAGUGAAGGCAACGUCCAUGGGCAUGCAGUCCCGAGCUCCUAAGCUUGCAGCAUGCUGGCUGGAGAACCUUAUAUAUAGCAGAAAUUCCCAGGAAGAACCAUGCUUCUGCAGGCUGGUGUUCACACUGGAAUAACACAACAGAAAUCGAUGACCCAAAUAUCCUCUGGGGUAAGGAAUCCCCCCUCUUUAACAAGGACCCUCUUUGUCAUUGACCUUUGCGAAACCAUGCCAACUUGGAAAGGCAACAUUAUUGAAUUAAUCCACAUUCCUUAUUUUUAAACUAAUAUUUGCACAUUUUUUAAGUCUCUUUUAAAGUCUUUGCCCCACUCCCUACCGCCUUUGAUAAAUGGAAUCCCUUCCUGGAUCUAACUUCAGAUUGGUUGGUUCUAACUUCAGAUUCCCACUCACUUGUUACUUAGCAGGUACAACAAAAAUAAGAAACCAACCUGCCCACCCACUUUCUGCUUAGCUGAAAAGCUCAAAAUCAAAUCUCCAAAUUAUGUCUCCUCCAAGCUUUGAAAUUUCUUUGCUAAUGGACGAAAUUCUAACUUCCAAAUUCUAGCACUAAAGCUUUUUGCCAAAAGAAGCCUUUUUAAAAAUAAAUCUUUUGCAGCAAAGUGGUACUUACUGAGUCAUACGUGGAAAAAGAUGGCUUGUAUUUUUGAGGUUGUUGCAGCACACUGUGCAGAACCGGACAGAUGUUCUGUGGUGUUUGGUUUCCCUUUCUUCUCUCUCCUGCUCACUCUGCACGACAGUGGCAGCUCAUUUCUCCAGGGCUGUAAAGCCUGACUCUCGGCAGUGACAUCCUCCCACGCCUGCUUCCAGGUAGUGGCUGUGCUAUACACAGCAUUGUGCUUAAUGGUGUGUUGUACUCAUUUUCCUUUUAAAAAACCAGCUCUUGCAAAGAGGCACAAUAAAUAAUUCCAUGCAGAUUACAACUUCAGUGGUUUCUAGACCAUUCUUUUCCUGUUCUGGAUGGCUCAGUCUUCCCCAGGUGGGUGGACCAAGAUUCCUGUGAUGCGGAAGCACAUGAAUGAGUAGCAGAUAGUCUUCUUUAGAAAUCACUUCACCCUGGACGUUAGCCACUAGGCCACGCUGCCGGGCCCAUCACUUCACCCUGGAUAACAUGCAUAAGCCUCCCACUGCUCUCCAGUUCCCCAACCUUCUCAGCAAUGACCACAGUGGUUGCAGAGCUUAGCCUACAGGAAACGUACCUCCAACCACUGUAUUCCACUCUUGUUACUGAGGGAUUGGGGGAGACCAUUUACGUGGAGAAGAGCUAUAAAUGCCUCUUCCUAUGCCCAUCGCCAACCUCUUCCCUUGUGCUGCACCCUAGAUGACAUCAGAUGCUGUGGAGAGCCUUGACCAGCCAAGGUUCGGAGACAGUCCCCAUGGGCUGCUCUCGGCCUCUGCUCACAGGGACACUCAUUCUCGGAGCUAGCCUCAGGCCAGGCUGAUGAGUGUCCCUGGGUGUGUGCACCAUUCUGCCCUCUCAGGAAGCCAGAUUUCAUUCCUAGUGUCCCUCACGCCACAGAUGGCUGCUUAUAGCACUUCCACUGCCAUGGUCAGACUGGAAGUGAUCGAGGCAGGGGGCAAAGUGAAAGCCCCUGUUCGUUCUAAGCAGAAAAGCAGGAAAAACAAAGACAAACCCUGUUGACCCGAGAGAAGUCAACUUCAGAAGGGAACCAAGAACUCCUCCCUUCCCUGGUGAGUAUUCCCGUUAUUCCGUUAAGGUUUAAUGUGCAUUCAGAUUACUUUAAUUCAAUAGUACACCAUAAAGCUUUUGUUAUAUAUAAAAUGUAAACUGAAAGGAAUGUAAACAUAUGUACUGUUAAUUAUAAAUAGAGAUAAGUCAUGAGCUAAUAGAAGAAGAAUCUUACUCAGAUGUAUCUCAUUCAUUUACAUUGCCCACCUAUUGUCGCAUGGUAGAAGAGUUUUUUGUCUGAACAUGUGAAUAACUUGACUUGCGUUGAUCUUUUUACAUAUUUAAUAAAAAAGUCUAUGUUAAAA